UCUCGGUCCCGGUCCCAGACUCUUUUUAGUAAGGUUUUACAAAUAACUUGCUGCUAUUUUUAUUUAUCAGUAGAAAUUAGAAGGGAGGCCCACCCUGACCCGACCCGGCUUGAGAGCUGCGUUAAUAAAAGGGCGACCCGGCUCAAUCGGGACGGACGGCUUUCCAAUCCCAAUCCCAAUCCCAGUUCGGCUGGGUGACGUGACGCCCACCGUGGCAGCGGCCAUUUCGAUUCCAAUUCCAAAUUUGAAAUUCUUUAAAGCGCUCUUCCCUAUCUCAGUGGCGGAUCAAUCGCCAUUUUAAUCCUCUCCCGGCGCCGGCAAUCUCGCCGACGCAUCUAGGUGGUUCUUCCCGCAGAUAGAAAUACAUACAUCUACAUCUAGAUAGAUAGAGGACAGAAAAGAAGCUUAUAAUGUCGAUGGGAAGCGACAACACAUGGGUGGGAAAGAAGCCACUCAGAAGAGUCGGGGGAAUGUCAGAUGCCCUCUCCAUCGCUGCAGAUCUGGGUUUCUCUGUCUCCCCUCCACCAUCCCAGGAGGACAUACAGAAUCUAUCUUCUUCUGAGAAGGGGGACGACUUGAUUAGAAUCUUGGGAGAAUUGACUGCUGUGCAGAGGAAAAUCGCGGAUCUGCAAGUGGAGCUUCAGGGCAGAAAGGAGGACAAGAAUGUUGCUCAUCUAACACACGUGAGUGAAAUGGAGAAGAAGAUCGAGACUUUAGCUCGGAUCACUUCUAUUUUGAAAGAUGUUAUUCAGAAUAAGGAUAGGAUUAUAGCGCGACUCCAGCAACCUUAUUCCUUGGAUUGCAUACCAGUGGAGGCUGAGUACCAGAAACAAUUCUCUGAAUUGCUGAUGAGAGCAGCAAGUGAUUAUGGGGCAUUGACAGCGUCGGUUGCUGAUUUUCAAUGGAGCCAAAACUUUAAAGAACCACCAACGGUGUGGGGGGAAAUGCUCCGUCCAAUACCUGUUGCAUUGGCAUCUUGCACGCGGUUCUUUGAAGCCAUGACUGCAAUGAGAGAGUCAUUCGCGAAACUUCAAGCACUAAGAGUUGGUAGUUCGUCUCAGAAAGUGGUUGGGGAAGUGGAUUGCGUGACACCUACUACUUGGAGAGCCGAGUCAGGCUUGGAUGAUGUAGAAGUUAGAAAUCCCAGAAGACAAGGGAAUGAGGUGCAGGGAGUGGAGAAUGCAAGCAGUGAGGAGGUGGAUGGGGAGGGGGCAACCAACUCCAAUAGGAGAUUGUCAUGGCCGCCUCCCAUCACAAAAAGCGGGGUCUGAAAUGGCCCCCCCUCAAGCUUUAUUUGUUUUCCUUGGGUCUCCAUCUGUUUCUUCCCAUUUUUGUUGCCCCUCCUUUUGUCUGGAGAAGGAGCGGAAGCAGCACAAGCAGUAUGUAUGUAUGUAUGUAUUAUGUGCAUAUGGGAGUGACUGAACUCGAGCAGGCUGGCGUGUUGAAUAUACUGAUUCCACUUGUUGUGUCC
Messenger RNA from Andrographis paniculata, 1471 nucleotides. Its product is annotated as AUGMIN subunit 2. The record is from RefSeq and is a predicted model, not a curated record. NCBI's taxonomy places the organism in Eukaryota, Viridiplantae, Streptophyta, Magnoliopsida, Lamiales, Acanthaceae. Gene Ontology annotation, biological process: microtubule organizing center organization; microtubule nucleation; spindle assembly. Gene Ontology annotation, cellular component: mitotic spindle microtubule. The coding region runs from base 411 to 1271 and encodes 286 amino acids. The transcript has 6 exons.